UUUCGGAGGAAGUGAGACUUAUCCCAGCGUGAAUAGCCCUGCAGCGCACCUGACGCCUUGCGCAUGCGCAGUGCAGUACGGGGUUGUUUACGACCCUACACCCAAAGAGGGAGCUCUCGGCUCGCCAUCAGACUGGCCAGUCAGCCAGCUGACAGUGAAAAUCCACCGUUGGGCGAAAUGCACAAACUCAGAGUGGAUUUUGAGAACUCUCAGGAGGGGAUACAGACUGCAAUUCACUGCAGUUCCCCCAGAGCGUUGAACAAGCAUCUGAGAAAAUACAAAUUCAAGAUGCUGACACAUGCUUCUCUGCUACGCUUCCUGCGUCCAGGCGAUUGGUUUACAUCAAUCAACCUCAAGGAUGCUUAUUUUCACAUCCCCAUUUACCCUCCACACAGAAAAUACCUGAGAUUUGCUUUUCGAGGGAAUUCUUACGAAUACCUUGUCCUCCCUUUCGGACUCUCUCUGAGCCCGAGGGUGUUUGUGAAGUGCACAGAGACAGCGGUGGGUCCACUCAGGAGGCGAGGAAUACGUGUGGCAACUUACAUAGACGACUGGCUGAUUGCCUCGUCGUCCCACCAGGAAGCUACACAACACACAGCUGUGAUAAAACAGCACUUGAUGGAUCUGGGUUUCAAAAUAAACCCGGAAAAGAGUUCUCUGCUGCCCUCUCAGAGAACAUCCUUCAUAGGUCUCUCUCUGAACUCAAUCCAUGCCACAGAAAGCCUAACGGAGGACAGGGUGAAAGCAAUGGUCAACUGUCUGUCCAGGUUUCAAAGAGGAAACCUGGUAUCAUUCAGACUCUGCAGAAGACUGUUGGGACUGAUGGUCGCAGCAUUAGUGGUAAUCCCUCUGGGACGUCUCCACAUGAGAGGAAUCCAGCGAUGGGUAGCCUCUCAGAGGUUAAAGCCACAUACUCCUCAGCACAUGCUGAGAGUUACCGCAGCCUGCACAGCAGCGCUGCGCCCAUGGCGGAACAGAGAUGCACUGACUCAGGGGGUCCCAAUGGGAGUCGUGCAGAACAGAAAAGUUGUCACAACAGAUGCCUCCUUGUCAGGCUGGGGAGGUAUAUGCGAACGCCAAAUGGUGAAUGGAACCUGGGGUCCAAAGAUGCAGUUCAAGCACAUAAAUUACAUGGAGCUCAAGGCUGUUCACCUAACGUUAAAACAUUUUCUCCCCAUUCUGAGAGCUCACCAUGUGCUGAUCAGAUCAGACAACACAACAGUGGUGGCUUAUAUCAACAGGCAGGGGGGGCUAAGAUCACUGAGGCUCCACACGCUGGCUCACAAACUAAUAAUUUGGAGCAGCAGACAUUUUCUGUCUCUGAGGGCCACUCAUGUCCCGGGAGUGUUGAACUGCGGAGCAGAUCUUCUCUCCAGGGGGAAUCCCACAUACGCAGAGUGGAAGCUCCACCCAGAGGUGGCGAGGAUGAUUUGGCAGAGGUUCGGUCAACCAUCCGUGGACCUUUUUGCUUCUCAAGAGAACAAUCAGUGUCCCAUGUUCUUCUCCCUGCACGAUCGGAAUUCACCUCUUGGGGUAGAUGCACUAGCCCACCCCUGGCCUCGCACUCUGCUGUAUGAGUUUCCCCCUAUAGCUCUCAUUUCACCUACACUAGCCAGGGUACGAGCAGAGAGUCUGACGAUGAUCCUCAUUGCACCCAAUUGGCCAGCGAAACAUUGGUUAGCAGAGAUAACACAGCUCCUCUGGCAGGAGCCGUGGCCGCUUCCUGCACGCAGGGAUCUGCUGUCUCAGGCACGGGGACAGAUUUUUCACCCCCACCCAGAAAGACUGGCUCUAUGGGCUUGGCCCGUGAGUGGUUUAACCUACAGUCCGUAGGGCUCCCACAAAAUAUUAUCGAGACGAUACAGGAUGCUAGAGCUCCUGCAACACGCUCUCUGUACGGGUACAAAUGGUUGGUUUUUGAAAAAUGGUGCUCGGAAACGCAAGAAAUACCUUUUCAGUGUUCCGUGGCUGUGAUUCUAACCUUCCUACAGAACCUGAUUGAUAAAGGAAAAGCUUUUUCCACUAUUAAGGUCUAUCUAGCAGCAAUUUCAGCCUGCCACGUAGGCUUUGAGGGGAGAACGGUCGGCCAACACCCCUUGGUCUGCCGCUUCAUGCGGGGAGCUCGCAGGAAGCUCCCUGUUUCCAGACCCAUCGCUCCAUCGUGGGAUCUACCCUUGGUGUUGGAUGCUCUCACAACCACACCCUUUCAACCAAUGGAUCAGGUGGAACUAAAGAUAGUAGCUCUAAAAACAGCACUUCUAAUAGCACUGGUGUCUACAAAGCGCGUGGGUGAAAUUCACGCUUUAUCAGUGCAUCCAUCAUGCAUGAAAUUCUCUCCAAACGGGACCAAAGUAGUUUUACUUCCCAACCCAGCUUUUGAGCCUAAAGUGUUGGGGUCAUACUCUCCCAUUGAGUUGAUGGCUUUUCAUCCAAACAUGGCAAAAUCCUUCAUCAUCCUUACCGUUGACAGGCUGCAGCCAUGUCCCGAAUUCCUCGUUUUCCAUCCACUUUUGUUGAAAUUUGCAUUUUCCCCUUUCUCCAGCUCUUUCUCCGCCUCGAGCUCCUUUUCCGAACAUUGUAAAAACAUACGAUCAACCGGAAGCAGUUCCGCGCAAACACGCGGAAUCAGUUAUAUCUGAUAAUAUAUCUGA
This is a messenger RNA of Fundulus heteroclitus (mummichog), 2651 nucleotides long. RefSeq lists its product as uncharacterized. Lineage: Eukaryota; Metazoa; Chordata; Actinopteri; Cyprinodontiformes; Fundulidae. The record is from RefSeq and is a predicted model, not a curated record. The transcript is spliced from 2 exons. The coding region runs from base 64 to 1833 and encodes 589 amino acids.